Messenger RNA from Dermatophagoides farinae (American house dust mite), 563 nucleotides. RefSeq lists its product as uncharacterized. The record is from RefSeq and is a predicted model, not a curated record. NCBI's taxonomy places the organism in Eukaryota, Metazoa, Arthropoda, Arachnida, Sarcoptiformes, Pyroglyphidae.
AAUAAAUACAAUAAAACCAAAUAGACACUGAUUGAUACCACAAUAAAUUUUUUUUGUUUUGUUUUUCAAUUUCAAUCUGUUGCAAGUUUUUUUUGUCAAAAAAAAAAAAAAAAUGAAAAAUUUUCCACCAAUUUUAUUAUUAUUGACCUUGUCAUCAUCAUUAUUGAUUGGUAAUCAUUUUAUGGCCAAUGGUCAAUUGAUUAUCGAUGAAAAUGAUCCUAGUGGACAACGUAUCAUUCAUUUGUUGAUGGACACCAUUAAUGAUUAUCAACAUAAACAUAGUGAUAAUAAUCAUGAUUAUAAAUUAAAACGUUUAGUAUAUACAUUUGGUGAAUCACCAAAAUAUUCAGUUGAAUUGAUUGUCAUUGAUGAUCAAACAAAACAGACUUUAAUGUGUACGGUGGAAUUAUUUGAACAUGAAUCAUCUGACCAUAAAACAAUGUCAUAUACAACCGGUGCUGUUAAAUGCCAUCAUGAAUGAAUGAUCGGACAUCGGACAUGGAAUAUGGUCACAUUGUUUUUAUUGAUAAUUUUUGAAAUUUCAAAUGAAUAAAGUUUAAAAU